Messenger RNA from Pistacia vera, 2076 nucleotides. RefSeq lists its product as uncharacterized. The record is from RefSeq and is a predicted model, not a curated record. NCBI's taxonomy places the organism in Eukaryota, Viridiplantae, Streptophyta, Magnoliopsida, Sapindales, Anacardiaceae. Bases 1 to 2076 code for a protein of 691 amino acids. The transcript is spliced from 4 exons.
AUGGAAGGGAUAGAACCUUUCAAAUCGUGGGAUGAGUUCAAGGUUGCUCUAAUCGCCAGGUUCUGGCCGUCAUUCCAAGGUUCUACGCAUGAGGCACUGGUGGCAUUGAAACAAUACUCCACCGUGACUGAAUAUAGAGAGGAUUUUGAAUCCUAUACGGCGCCGUUGAAGGACUUAGGCCCAUCGCGUGGAGGAAAAAAAAUUGGGUCAUGGAUAAGAGUCGGCCCAAAACAUUCAGGGCCUAAGGAUCCAGGGAAAGCUACUCACGAGUUUCUAGCAGCCCAGACCCAAAUCGACCCACAUGGUGGUCCAACCCAGCAAAGGCACCCAGAAACCCCGACCCGACCCGUAUGGUGGCCCAACUUAACAAAACCACCAGAUCCAAGCCAGAUCGCUUCUUCGCGCACACCCGAUAGGAAAGAGAGAUCAUCGGAAAAUGCAAGCGCAAGUUUCCGAGGGGGAUCAGGAGGGGGUUUCCGGUGUUUGUCUGAAGCCGAUAUCCAAUACAAGAGAGAAAGAGGGUUGUGCUUCCAAUGUGACGAAAAGUUUGGCCCCAAUCAUCGCUGUCGAAGCAAAUCACUGCAGAUCCUGUUGGUGUUGGAUGACGAUGAGUCUGAGAAGAGUGAAGCCCCAUCGGAAAAUGACGAAAAUCACAACCAAGAGGGAAACGAUUUAGCUCUGUCCAUGAACUCCAUCGUGGGUAUAACGUCAGACAAGACAUUGAAGGUAAAGGGUCAGAUUAGGGGUUCAGAGGUAGUGGUGUUGGUCAACAGUGGAGCGUCACACAACUUUAUUUCUCUGGAGUUGGUUGAGAGACUUGGUAUUGCAGUGGAAAAAGGGAAAAUCUUUGGAGUGAUGGUGGGAAAUGGAGUCACUGUGAAAGGAGAAGGGGUAUGUCGACAGGUUACUCUGGAUGUGCAAGGAAUUCAGAUUAGGCAGGAUUUCUUUUCCUUUGAGCUCGAGGGAGCUGACAUUGUUCUGGGUAUCACGUGGUUGAGCUCAUUAAGGGACGUAUGUGCUAACUGGAAGAAGUUGACUAUGAGCUUUGAGGUAAAUGAGGUUAGAGUUAGUUUACAAGGGGACCCUUCCUUGGUGAAGUCGGUUGUCUCCCUGAAAUCAAUGUUACGGACCAUCAGUCACAAUGGGGGAGGAUUUCUGGUGGAAUGUUGUUCACUAGGGAGAAUACUCACGACCAUAGAGGAAGAACUCUGUCCACGAGUUCAGGCAGUAUUAGAUCAGUAUAGACACCUUUUUGACCAACCCUCCAAAAUCUCUCCACACCGUACCUAUGACCACACCAUAAACCUUAAAGAAGGAGCACCAGUCCCUAACAUCCGACCUUAUAGGUAUCCUUAUUUUCAAAAAAAUGAAAUAGAGAAGUUGGUGGAGGAAAUGUUAGCUGCCCGUAUUAUCCAGCCUAGUACCAGUCCGUUUGCCAGCCCGGUGUUGUUAGUCAAGAAAAAUGAUGGAAGUUGGAGGUUUUGCGUUGAUUACAGGACGCUCAACGAUAUAACAAUUCCCGAUAAAUUCUCAAUCCCUACCAUUGAAGAACUGCUGGAUGAAUUAGUAGGGGCAACUAUUUUCUCUAAGCUCGAUCUUCGAUCCGGAUACCAUCAGAUCAGAAUCAAGGACGAAGAUAUCCCCAAAACAGCCUUUCGAACACAUGAAAGGCAUUACAAGUUCUUGGUUAUGCCGUUCGGUUUGACCAAUACUCCUUCGACGUUUCAGUCUCUGAUGAACAUCAUUUUUAAACCAGUUCUACGUAAGUUUGUGCUUCAGAAGCUGGAAUAUCUGGGGCAUCUAAUUUCAACUAAUGGGAUUAAGGUAGAUCCGCAGAAAAUUGAUGCUAUGGUUUCUUGGCCCACACCCACCAAUGUGAAGAGUCUUUGCGAUUUUUUGGGAUUAAUGGGGUACUAUCGCAGUUGGGACCAAGAAGCGCAACAGGCCUUUCAGGCCUUAAAGGAAGCCAUGACUUCAGUUCCUGUUCUGGCAGCCCCGGAUUUCAACUCCCCAUUCGAGAUUCACACAGACGCCUUGGGCUAUGGUAUGGGGGCUGUCUUAGUUCAGAAUAAAUGA